GAACAUCCGACUGAGUGUCACACAGUUCCAUCCUCCUGUAGAGAAGAAGAAGAGGAAGAAGAAGAGGAGGAAGAAGAAGCUGGGAGGUAUUGGGUCUGAGUCAAGAGAUCAGUACCAACGCUCUGCUUGAGACCACAGGAAGUUCCUUUUUAUCUGGUAUAACUUUCCACGGCGGUGACUGAACGGAGCCCUGCACCAUGAGGAGUGUGCUCCUGUGUUUCCUCUGCGUGGCUCUGCUGCUGCCUCCGCCCGUCCGGAGCCAGAGGGCCUCCGACCUCGACGGAGAGGAGCUGGCCGCCGGCGUCCUGGACCUCGGCGACCCGCUGACCUCGCUGACCUCGCUGCUCCGGCGAGAACAACGAGCGCCGCGCCCGGCCUCCCAGGUGCCGAAGAGAGCCCAGCAGGGGUCCCGCUACGCCCUGUCCCUCGACGUUCCCACCAGCAUCCUCAGCGUCCUCAUAGACCUCGCCAAGAACCAGGACAUGAGGACCAAGGCGGCGGCCAACGCGGAGCUGAUGGCGCGGAUAGGCAAGAGGAAAUAAGAAGCACCUCAGGGGGAGGGGGGCCUCCUGGGAGCCGCCAGGGGCCCCGAUGCAGUGGCAUUGUGACACCUGGUUAGAAACGGCGUUAGUUCAGGUGCGAUUAGUCAUUACGGUCAAUAUCUGUCCUUUAGAGCUUAGAUUUGCUUUACUUUUGUACUUAUUUGACCUAAUUUUACAGUCAGAAACACACUCCAUGGGCGGACUGUUGGGACAGAAGUGAAACAGAGAGAAUGAUGUACGAUGAAGUUGUUCUUUUCUCUCCAGGACUGUUCGCCCUGUGUCUCGUGUUUGCAUGUGUGAUCUUUGGAAUCAAAGAAGAAAAAAAAGGUUGUUCAAUUAAAUCCAAUAUGAUAAUCCUC
Messenger RNA from Pseudoliparis swirei, 901 nucleotides. RefSeq names its product urocortin-2-like. Bases 198 to 542 code for a protein of 114 amino acids. The record is from RefSeq and is a predicted model, not a curated record. The transcript is spliced from 2 exons. Gene Ontology annotation, biological process: digestion; adenylate cyclase-activating G protein-coupled receptor signaling pathway; cellular response to nutrient levels. Gene Ontology annotation, cellular component: extracellular region. NCBI's taxonomy places the organism in Eukaryota, Metazoa, Chordata, Actinopteri, Perciformes, Liparidae. Gene Ontology annotation, molecular function: hormone activity; corticotropin-releasing hormone receptor 2 binding.